CAGAGAGGGAGGGUCUGGGAGCCCAGGGCCGGGGGACAUGGACAGCACAGAACGGGGGCGGGGUGGGGACUAGGGGUGCCCUUCAGGGGCCGGCACAGCCUCCCUGACCUGAUCCCAUGUCUGUUUUGUGAAGCUACCCCUGGCGGUGACGUGGAGAGUGGCUUUCACAGGGGCCAGCAAACCCCCCAGGGAUGGGGGUGGGUGACGGCUGGAGUUGAACUGUGAGGGAACAGAGUAGGGGUCCAGAGAGCGGAAGCUGGGUGGAGCCAGCGUGGGCGCAGGGGGCCUCCGGAUCCUUCCCAGCCCCAUCUGAUUAAACCUGGCCUCCCUCCAGCUUCUCUCCUGGGGCCCCCUCGGCUGCCUGGGCUGGCACCGGCAAGGUCAGACAGCUUUAGAGAGCAACCGGUGGGACAGACACACAAAGGAUCUUUGUUGAGGCAGGGCAGCUUCCUGGAGGCCUGGGGGGGUGGGGGGCAACCUUGACACGGCACCAGGAACAAGCACCUGGCACAAGGGUUAGAUGUGGCUUGGACAAGGAAGCCGCAGCCUAGAGAGCUCUGCCUCUGGCCCCUGGCCCUGCGCAGCCGGGCUCCUGCAGGUCGCGGAAGAAGGCCCAGGGGCGGGGCGGCUUCCCGGGGACUUGGCUUGGGGCGUCCGCGGGGAAUUCCACUCGGCCAGUCUUCCGGCUGGCAGCGCAGAAGCCUCAGCCGCUGCCUGCCUGCCCCAGCAUCCUGAGUCGUGCCGGCCACGGGCAUGGCAGUCCCCCGGCACCCGGUGUCAGUGCGCGCAGCAGCCUUGGUGCAGAUGGAGCGGCUCCAGACGUUUGCCUUCUCCGUGCGCUGGUCAGAUGGCAGCGACACUUUGGUGCGCAGGAGCUGGGAUGAAUUCAGGCGGCUCCAGAAGACCCUCAGGGAGACCUUCCCGGUGGAGGCGGGCCUGCUUCGGAAGUGCGACCGUGUUCUCCCCAAGCUUCCUGAUGCACCGCUGUUAGCAAGAGGGGGACGCACUGGCCGCGGGCUGGCGCGCCUCCGGCUGCUGGAGACCUACACCCGGACGCUGCUGGCGGCCGCAGAGCGGGUGUCACAGAGCCCAGCGCUCACCGGCUUCUUUGCGCCACAACCCCUGGACCUGGAGCCCUCGUUGCCGCCUGGCAGCCUGGUGAUCCUGCCGGCCCCCGAGGAGCCCAGGCCGCGUCCCGCAGGCAGCCUUGCCAUCCACAGCCUGGAGGUUCAGCGGCUGCACUGCCUGCAGCCCUUCCACACCCAGGACACCCGGGGCAGGCCCUUCCAGGCGCGGGCCCAGGACAGCCUGGACGUGCUGCUGCGACACCCCUCAGGCUGGUGGCUGGUGGCGAAUGAGGACCAGCAAACAGCCUGGUUUCCAGCUCCCUACCUGGAAGAGGUGGCCCUGAGCCCGGGCCAGGAGGGGGCCCUGUCCCUGGGGAGCACUGGGCCCCAGUUCUACGCUGCCCGUGCCUUCGAGGGCAGCCGCGCGGAUGAGCUGACAGUGCCUGCAGGGGCGCGUGUGUGCGUGCUGGAGAAGUCGGACCGCGGCUGGUGGCUGUGCAGGUAUGCCGGCCAGACAGGUCUUUUGCCCGCGGUGUUGCUGCAGCAGGAAGGGCUGGGCGCGCUCCUGAGUGGGCCCGGGCUCCACGGCGGGGAGGACACAGCAGAGGCCCGCGGCUCCCCGGCACCCCCCAAGGCCUGGGCCACUCCGCCUGCGGUGCCCACCCGACCACGGCUGAGCGCCAUCCAGAGCCGCUGCUGCACCAUCACCCGCAGGGCCCUGGGCUGCCAGGGAGCCCCUUGAGUGGGGCCGGGAGCUGGCGGAGGGGUGGGGGGCCCCCUAGCUGGCAGAGCCAGGAAGCUGUGAUUCCCCGUUCCCUCAAAAUACAGCGCCUCCUCCUCUAA
Oryctolagus cuniculus (rabbit) is the source of this 1910-nucleotide messenger RNA. The record is from RefSeq and is a predicted model, not a curated record. NCBI's taxonomy places the organism in Eukaryota, Metazoa, Chordata, Mammalia, Lagomorpha, Leporidae.